CGUUGAGUAAGACGCGGACUGUAUAAAUUGGACGCUUCACAACCUGCUUACUUACUGUUAAUCCCUAUGCAGUGUCUUAAUGGCUGGAAGUUCUAAACUGGCUGAUCUUCUUGACCUGUCAACUCCAAGUGUAUCCGAAGUUAUUCAAAGUCUGUUAAACAAAUACGAAAAUUCAGAAAUAUAUACAUGGUUAGGCAGAAGUAUUCUACUUUCAAUCAAUCCAAAGUAUACAUCUGCACAAAAUUAUUCCUGUGACAAUGUGAAUGAGUUUACUGAGGUUUCUUCUUAUUGCUGGAGAAAACCGCAUGUUUUUUCUGUUGCUGAAGAAUGUUUAUGCCAACUGGCUCGUACAGGACAUAAUCAAUCAAUUAUUAUUACUGGUACAAGUGGAUCAGGAAAAACGGAAGCUACCAAGCAUAUAUUACAUUAUUUAGCUCAUAAAAGUAGUGUAAAACGUCGAAAACAAAUAGCGAAAACUGAAACGCAUAUCGAGAAUACAAUUCUACAAUCGAAUCCUGUCCUAGAAGCCUUAGGUAAUGCACAAACACAAUUCAAUGAGAAUAGUUCACGUUUUGGUAAAUAUAUACGUCUCAUUUAUGAUCGGAAUCAAAUUCUUGUUGGAGCUAAACUGCAAAUUUAUCUGCUGGAAAAACCUCGAGCUUUAUUCACACCUAAAUCGUUACAUGCAUCAUUUCAUAUAUUCCGUUGGUUUUUAGAAUCUCUCUCAGAAGAGGAUCGUGUACAGUUUUGUUUAAAUGAUUGUCAAUAUCCUCGACGUCAAGAUUAUGGGGAUGCAGAGAACGCUGAGGCAUGUAAACAAUCAAUAAAUGACUCCAAUUGGUCACGCUUACUUGAAGCUUUUUCAUCAAUUAAUAUUAAAGACGAGAAAUUGCAUCAAUUUUAUAAGUUAUUAACUGUUAUACUCUUAUUGAACAGUGUUCAUUUCUAUUCUUCUGGACCAGUUGUAAAUAUUGACUUGAAUCAAGGUUCCACUGAUCCACAAAUUCAUUCUCCACAAUCAAGUGAUAGUCAACAAUCACAGUAUUUUGAUGAUCCUGCCGGUAUAGCUGUUCUCACCUCGGAUGAUAUACACAAGAUUAAAAUAGCUGGUAAACUACUUGGUAUACGGGAAGGUGAUGCAUUGGAUCAUUUUCCCCAACAAUUUUUAACACGUCUUGUUCAAGCUGGUGGUUCUACAUCGUCAACAUCAUCACAACGAUCUAGGCGGAUGACAACGUAUAGAUGUGCUUGUACAGUGACACAAGCACGUGAACAACAUAAUUGUUUCAUUAAAGCUUUAUACAGCAGUUUGUUUCACUUUAUGGUCGAUUCAAUUAAUAAACAAUUGAAUUCUGAGGAUCCUGAUGGUCCACUUAAUGAACUGGGUAUUCUUGAUCUGUUUGGUUUCGAGUGUUUAACUGUGAAUAGUUUUGAACAAUAUUGUAUAAAUUAUGCUAAUGAACGAUUACAUCAAACAUUUAUGCGAUUAGCUGUUACAACUGCUUAUGAAGAAUUAGAUGCAGAGGGAUUAUCUGAUUAUCCUCCGCCGCCACCGCCACCGCCAUUGCCUCCUCCUCCUCCUCAUGUGUCAUCUUCCUCCUCUUCGUCUUCAUCAACUUUAUCUCGUCGUAUUGUCCAUGAAAAUACUGUGGAGCAUAAACAUCGAUUGGAUUCUUCAUUGGCACUGUGCGAGAGUAAUAUACUUACUUUAAAAGAUAUAGAAAUGAAUGCAAAUUUAUUAGAAGAGGUUUGUCUUCUAAAUCGUGUUCAUAGCGUGAAUCCGUUGAAGUUAUCAUCAUCAUCAUCAUCAUCUUCAAAUCCUCCACUGAGUCAUUUAGAUCCACGUGAAAUUGAUUGGAUCAAUAAAAUACAAACAGUCUUCAAUGCGCCGAAUUGUUCAAUUCAUCUAUAUGACAGUAAUAAAUAUAUUCGAUCACCAUGCACUAUUGCCAAGAAGACACUACAAUCGAUAUCAUCAUCACCAUCAUUGUCGUCAUCUCCUCGUCUGAUCAAGCGAAAUCCCACGUUGAUCUCUUCCCCCUCACAUUCUUCAUCAUUGCUUAAAAAUUAUCCAAAGGCUGAUUGUGAUCAUUUCAUUGUAAAACAUUAUGGUGGUCUGGUUAGCUAUUCUAUAUCAGGUUUUGUAGCUAAAAAUCUUGAUCGUAUACCGAUUCAUUUAUUGACAUGGGUAAAAGAAGAAGCCUUUCCUCUAAGUGCUUAUGAUUCCGAGAAUCUUAUCCAAGUGAUUAUCAAUAGUGCAGUAGAGACAGCUAAUCAAGGCAUAAAUUCAUCGUCGAUAUCGACGCCUUUCAACUCUUCAUCCUCAGCACCAAUACCACCAUUGUCAUCAUCAUCAUCAUCUUCAUUGCAUUCAGAAAGUCCUGCAAAAGUUGUUAGAUCACCGUUAAAACAAAUUCAUAUUCAUACAAAUAAUAAUGGUAAUAACAACAAUAAUAAUAAUAUUUGUGCUCAAAACAGUUCAAACGUUAUAAUGCAUAGUCCUUCUGACAUUCAUGGGACAAAAAAGUUGGCAUCACCUACAAAUCGUCGAAUCAAUACACGUCGAUUGAAUACAGUAUUUGGUAACUUCAAAUCAUCUUUAGAUCAGUUACUCGAUGUAAUUACUAGCCAUAAUUUAUUUUUCAUACGUUGUAUUCGACCGGAUAUACCGUCGGAAAAUGUUGUUGGUCAGCGGAUAACUUCGCCGUCGUUGUCACCUUCUUAUCCCCCUUCUCCUCCUUCUAUUGAUGCUGAUUAUGUUAAAGAUCAACUUGUAAAUAGUGGAGUUUUAGCGGCUUUAGAAGUUCUACGGUCUACGUAUUAUGCAAGAUAUGCAUAUGAUGAGUUUAUUAGUGAGUAUAGAAUAUUCUGGCAAUUGACUCCAAAUCCACCACCAGCUAGUCGAUUAUUAGAAUCUGACUUGCAAUUGUUAAAUUCAUGGUAUUUAAAAUUAACUCACUUGCCAAGAUCAACGGUGAAACGAGCACCGCUUAAUAAAUUAAGUCGUGAAACGAGUGAAUCCUCUAUACAACAGCAGCAACAACAAUUUGUGCUUAGCCUGUUAACACUUGGAUUGAAUUUAUCCUCAGUUAAACCGCAUAAGAAGUCAACUAUUGUUAAUACCACUUCUACUACUAAUCAUAAUAAUAGUAGUAUGUAUUCAUCCCAUCAAAUAUUUUCAACAUUUCCUAUCAUCUAUCAAUUUGGUCGUACACGAAUUCAUUUGACAAAAUGUCAAUUUCAACAUUUAAUUAAUUUAAAGCAAUUUAUGUUAAGCAUGAAAGCGAAAGUGAUACAACGAUUUUUCAAAAGAUAUUUAAAACGUAAAUUAGCGGCUAAACGAAUUCAACGCUGGUGGAGACGUGUACUGGCCAAUCGUCAAUUUGCAUUAGAGCAAUAUUCAACUGCUUUAGCGAUACCAUUGUGUAAUGAAAGUCAUAAUACUGACGGUGGCGAUGAUGAUGAUGAUGAUGAAUGUGAUAAAGACAGUCUCUUCGAUGAUAACUCAACGGAUGAUAUUCAAUCGACAGUGUUGUCAAGCCAAGGAACAGCAGGUGAACAGGAGAUUCAAGAAGCUGAGAUUAUUGGUCAUCCAACAUCAUCAUCCCCUUGUCUUUAUUCAGUCCCUGAAUCGAUCGAUCUGCCAACUCGUCAAAGGCAUAUUAUUUCACGUCGUUAUUUACCACGAUCGACGAGCAAUCGUCAUCAUUAUCCUAGUGAGACAACAUUUUAUAGUCAAUAUAACAAUACUACUACAAUGAAUGUUAGUAGUAGAGACAGACAUUUUAAAAAACAAUCUAACCUUCUUAAUUAUUUAAUACCUUUUUGUUAUAAAAGUCAUUUUCUUAAAUUUUAUGAAACUCUUGAAUCUGUUAAAGGCCUGUUAGAUAUCAUUUAUGAUCAAUAAUGGUAUUAAUAAUAAUAAUAAACUUUUUUAACAAAUAAGUUUAUUUUUUUCACGGCGUUUCCAUUCCAAGUGGAACAUAGGACUACAGGAUGUUUGAGUCCUUUUAGUAGUAGUGUAGAUGAAAGAUUAACUUUCAGUGAGAAACAAUCAAUUAGAAGACUGUGCUUGUUUGCUUAAAUAAUCUAUAAUAAUGUACAUGAAAAUCUAUAAAUAUGUGUUAAUUUCGUAAAUAAACGAUCUGUUUCCUGG
Molecule: messenger RNA, 4156 nt
Organism: Trichobilharzia regenti
Lineage: Eukaryota; Metazoa; Platyhelminthes; Trematoda; Strigeidida; Schistosomatidae
Source: the annotation of a GenBank genome assembly